ACCCUGACAACGGCUUGUUGAUAAAGGAUCGAUACGAUGUUCAGGUUGUUAUGGAAAUAAACUGACUGGAUUGUGUAAUCGAGUGUAAAGGCUCUACUCAAAACUUUUUGACAGUUUGCAGAUCAUGGGCGAUUAGAAUUAUUUUUGAAAUAUAUAUACACUCAUAUUGUCGAAGAAUUUUAAUUUUAAAAAAUGCAUGAACUUCCGUUACUUCCUGGAUACAGUUGUCACGAUUCCACAGUGCAGGAUUAUAAAUUGAAGCAGAAAUUCAAUUUUCUAAAUGGUUUUCGUGUCUUGAGAGACUCGAAUAUUGGAAUCGGCAGAAGACCAAUAGAUACAGCAUCCAGUGCUUACGCGGGCGAUUUGGAUUCUGUACAGUACGAUCCAUCAUUAACGUAUGGCCGAGUACGUGAAUACGCAUAUCAACAAUUCGUGCCACAUUAUGCCAAGUUUGCACAAAAGUGUUUAUGCUUCAAAGCAUUCUUUCGUCAAGGAAUAUUUAAUUCUCCGGACGAACACUUUCGUAUACGCCACGUGAAUAUUAUUUACUUCCUAGAAGACGACACUAUACUGGUUUCCGAACCACCGGUUGACAAUGCAGGAUUCAAGCAAGGUAAAUUGGUACGUCGUGAAAGGAUUGUCAAAAAUAUACAUGGCGAUUAUUACCAUUGGAAGGAUCUGAACGUCGGCAUAGAUAUCGCAAUAUACGGGGUUGUCUAUCAUACAGUGGACUGCGAUCUCUUCACCAGAGAAUUCUUGUGCAGUCAGGGUAUUGACGUUGGCGACAAGGAAGAAUUACCUCCGGAUCCUUACAUUCAAUUUCGUGCUGCCAAGAGCAAAGCAUCUUCGUGCGUAACACCAGUCGCUGACGAUCCUCGGCGUCGUUUUCUGGAAUACGAUGGAAUGGUUCUAUCGUUCGACGCCAUUUGGAACGAUGAUUUUUAUCAGGUCAUGUAUUUCUUGACUGAUGACACUGUGGCCGUUCGUGAGAUUCACAGACCGAACGAUGGUAAGGACCCCGUGGCCAUGUUGCUGAAAAGGACUAAAUUGCCAAAAAAUUGGAAGGACGUACCGUCUUCGUUUCCUGGAAUAUAUAUGGAACGUGGGGAUCUGGAAGUCGUGGAAUAUUACACACCGCAAGAUUUUAAGAUAGGCGAUACUAUUUUUAUCUUUGGUCGACGGUUCUUUCUUUACGACUGCGACGCCUUCACCAGGAAGUAUUACUCGGGAAUGUUGGGCUUGGUACAGCCACCCAGAAUCUGUCCACCUGUCAAGGAAGAAAGAUCUUCACCAAAGUAUCAGCCACCUCCCCACAUCCCUUUUGGUACGCCAGAAGAUACUUUGGCUAGUUGUUUGAGCUUCAUGCCAAAACCGCCCAAGAAGGACGUGGUGCGACAGUUGUACAAUUUUCCAAAGAAACUGAGGUACUCCAUGAUAAUGGAAGCUGUGCAUCCGGAAGAUGAGGAUCGCGAUUUCAUACUUGAAUAUAACCUCAGUGAUGGGACAAUCCUGAUAAGUGAAAUUGAGAAACGUAACUCAGGACGCCGUGCUGGAUGUUUCCUGAACUCGAUGUUAGUACCAAAGCCAGGUACCGAUAAAACUAACCCAGUGUACUAUACGCCAGAAGACUUUUACAUCGGUGCUAAAAUCAAUAUUUUCAAUCAUCGAUUUAUCAUCAACGGCGCCGAUCUUUUCGUGUAUCGAUAUAUCGAAGCGAAUCCAGAGAAAUUUCCACAAGAGUUACGAGACCAAAUCAGAAAUUAUUUCGUCGCUAAAGGUCUGCUGAAGGACGACAUUGCCAUGAGAGCAAGGCAAAUAAGGGAUACCGAAGACACUAAACCGGAUCUAGAUCCAAAUUUAGCGGAACCGCACAAGGACUCGUUAGAUCCAGGAGAGUGUCUAGCAGAUUUUGAAAAGGAUGCUCAAAAGAGAUACGAGGGUGAACAUGGUGAACUUAGACCACCAACACCACCACCUGAGGAAUUGUGUCCAGGAUUAGCAACCGUGAACGAGCCGGUACCAUUGCGUUCAUAUGAACCACAAGAUGAACCGAAACUCCAAUCAUCUCAUCGUAGAAAGGAAAUCAAAUGGGCUGAUCAAAUUGAUAAAGACAGUAAAGGUCAUCCUGUAAUAUCAUGCCGACCUGAAUAUCCCGAAUGUAAGACAAUUAUUCCACGCGAAUGCGCAACGCCCCACUAUUUCAAGCAACGCGACCGAAGAUUCGAGGUAGCUCAGCUGAUGUAUGAAAAUGCAACAGAACCAUCUAAACCCAAGUUUCCACCAGAAGUACCAAUGUAUGAACGUGAACCUGGCAGAAACGUGAUUAGCAUGGCAGGGUCAGCAUAUAAAGCUUCAUAAAAUUUUCUCCUAACCUUUCAACUUCCUUAGUCCAAUUUUAUGACAAUGUACCAAUUUUUUUUUUUCAUACUUCAAUCCCACGCUAGGACCUCAAUGGUGAAUGUUUUACAAUAUAUUUUUUAAUUGAUAUUCAAA
Molecule: messenger RNA, 2493 nt
Organism: Cephus cinctus (wheat stem sawfly)
Lineage: Eukaryota; Metazoa; Arthropoda; Insecta; Hymenoptera; Cephidae
Product: EF-hand domain-containing protein 1
Exons: 7
Coding region: 193-2358 (721 amino acids)
Biological process (GO): mitotic spindle organization; mitotic cytokinesis; cilium-dependent cell motility
Cellular component (GO): axoneme; mitotic spindle
Molecular function (GO): alpha-tubulin binding
Source: RefSeq, a predicted model, not a curated record